This is a messenger RNA of Ceratitis capitata (Mediterranean fruit fly), 2222 nucleotides long. RefSeq names its product arylsulfatase B. NCBI's taxonomy places the organism in Eukaryota, Metazoa, Arthropoda, Insecta, Diptera, Tephritidae. Bases 358 to 2163 code for a protein of 601 amino acids. The transcript is spliced from 7 exons. The record is from RefSeq and is a predicted model, not a curated record.
CAAUUGAGUUAGUUAAUCGCGCUCAGCGUAACGAAACGGUUUAGAUUUUAUACUCGUCUAUAGAGUGGCUGUAGAUACGAGAAUAGAACAACAAAAUAUUCGUUAAAUUGUGGUUAGCCGCCGUGGAAGUAAUACAUGACGCGGGUGUGUACAGUGGUUUUGAAUAUCCGUAUAUAUAAUUUUUGCACAUCGAAUUGAGUUGAGAUGACUUACACGGCGCUGUGAAGAAAAGAAGAAAAAAAAACUACAAAAAAUAUCUGAAGAUCUCUUACCGUCAGCUGUGUCUAGAAUAAUCACUAAUCGAUACAAUUAAAUUGAGUAGUUUCUGAGUAUUUACGGGUGAAUUCAUUCAACAUAAUGCAUAAGUAUUUGUGGAAUUUCCAUCAACUAGCGGUAAUUAUCUUAUUACUGGCAGACAAUAAUCGUCUAACGGUUGCACAAGCAAAUGAUAGACCGAAUAUAGUAAUUAUAUUGGCUGAUGACUUGGGUGUCGAUGAUGUCAGUUUUCGUGGCUCCAAUCAAUUCCUCACACCCAACAUUGAUGCGCUGGCUUAUAGCGGUGUCAUUUUGAAAAAUCUCUACACACCAACAAUGUGUACGCCUUCACGUUCGGCGCUGCUGACUGGGAAAUAUCCAAUACACACAGGUAUGCAACAUUAUGUCAUACCAAACGAUCAGCCCUGGGGCCUACCGCUUAACGAGACAACGAUGGCGCAAAUCUUCAAACAACACGGCUACUACACCAGCCUGAUUGGCAAAUGGCAUCAGGGCAUGUCACGCAAGGCGUAUACGCCCACAAAACGCGGCUUCGAUCAGCACUUCGGCUAUUUGGGCUCCUACAUUGACUACUACGAUCAGACGUUGGAUGCUACGACGAAAAAUUUAUCCCGCGGUCACGAUUUCCGUGACAAUCUUGCUGUGUCGCACGAAUAUAUCGGCACUUAUGUCACCGAUCUGCUCACCGAUGCAGCAACGAAAUUGAUAAGCAAACACGAUGCCAAUAAACAACCGUUGUUUCUCUUUCUAAGUCACAUGGCGCCGCAUGCUGGGGACGAGGAUGAUCCGUUGCAGGCGCCACCGGAGGAAGUUGAGAAAUUUAAAUACAUCAAAGAUGAGAGCAGACGAACGUACGCGGCGAUGGUUUCCAAACUGGAUGAGAGCGUUGGAGCCGUGAUUGAUGCGCUCGCAAAAAAAGGUAUACUCAACAACACGAUACUACUCUUUCUAUCCGACAAUGGUGGACCAACGCAGGGUUUGCACUCCACUACAGCCUCCAACUAUCCACUCAGAGGGCAAAAAAAUUCACCAUGGGAGGGAGGCAUACGUUCUUCCGGCGCGAUUUGGUCGCCACUGGUUGAAAAUUUGGGCAUCGUUUGGAAGCAACAACUCUACAUAGGUGAUUUACUACCCACCCUGGCGGCUGCAGCCAACAUACCACUCGACACACAACAAAUGCAACUCGAUGGGCUGAAUCUCUGGUCUGCACUCAAGUACGGCUACGAUGCGGUGGAACGUGAAAUCUUACACAACAUAGAUGACAUUUACGAUUAUGUUUCGUAUGGGAAGGGCAAAUGGAAAUUCAUUAAUGGUACUACAGAUAACGGUGCAUACGAUAAUUGGCUUGGUGUGCGUCAUAAUGCCAGCGAUGAGGAGAUUGAUCCACGCGCCACCCACUAUGAGGAGCUCAUAAUGAAUACGACCGUUUGGCAGCAGCUCUCUGAGAUUAAUGCACAUAAUGCGCUGGCACGUGUUGUCAAUAUAACGGGAUUGCGUGAAGAAGCGGGCAUCUAUUGCCUACAUGCCAACGCCUCAGAUGGUGUGGCUUGUGAUCCACUAUUGGGACCGUGUCUCUUCGAUAUCGAUGUAGAUCCCUGCGAGCAAAAUAAUUUAUAUGAUACGAUGAGUGAUGGCAAGGUGGUGCAAGAGAUGCUUGCGCGUAUCGGACAUUUCCGUGAGACGCAACAUCCGCCAAAUAAUAAACCGUUAGAUCCGAAAUGCGAUCCACGGCUGUACAAUGGCGAGUGGACGUGGUGGCAGGAUAUACAGGAUGGCCUUGCCGAUGAGGAUGAUGCUGGUAAUGGUGGCAACGGCGUUGAGCAGAUGCUGAGUGUACACUUGAGUGGUUUGCUGCUUCUAUUAAUCAGCGUCGCUUUGAUAUUAUGAGUGUAAAGUAUUCCUUUAGUUUAUAAGUAUUAACAAGAAUUUUGUAAAAUAAAUUUGUU